Sinocyclocheilus anshuiensis is the source of this 396-nucleotide messenger RNA. RefSeq names its product lysM and putative peptidoglycan-binding domain-containing protein 3. The annotation marks the transcript as partial. NCBI's taxonomy places the organism in Eukaryota, Metazoa, Chordata, Actinopteri, Cypriniformes, Cyprinidae. The transcript has a single exon. Gene Ontology annotation, cellular component: Golgi apparatus. Gene Ontology annotation, biological process: Golgi organization. The record is from RefSeq and is a predicted model, not a curated record.
GUUGCAGACAUAAAGCGGGCCAACAAUCUUCUAACUGAGCAGGACUUCUUUGCACUGCGGUCCAUAAGGAUCCCUGUGAGAAAGUUUAGCUCAUUCACAGAAACUCACAACACUGCUCCCCAUAAAAGCAGCUCACCCAGUGGUACUCGCAGAAUCUCUGAGAUCCCGAUUUCUGGAGCUUCCUUGGACUCUUCAUCCUCUUCCUCAUCUGUGGACAGCGUGGAGUGCUUCCUGCAGGAGAAGGACAAGGACAUUCAACUUCUCGUCAAGUCAUCUGCCCCUUCCAGGAGCAGCCUGAACGAGGUUGUGUCCUCACUGGAGCAGCCGCUUUUGGGAGAUCCCGAGCGCAGACCAGCCCAAAAGAAAGACCCAUACUAUGGUGCUGACUGGGGAAUG